Molecule: messenger RNA, 1394 nt
Organism: Diorhabda carinulata
Lineage: Eukaryota; Metazoa; Arthropoda; Insecta; Coleoptera; Chrysomelidae
Product: alpha-tocopherol transfer protein-like
Exons: 6
Coding region: 426-1277 (283 amino acids)
Cellular component (GO): membrane
Molecular function (GO): phosphatidylinositol bisphosphate binding
Source: RefSeq, a predicted model, not a curated record
CGUAUAUUUACGAUUUAUUUAAAUAUUUGAGCUUCUAACAUUAUUUUCACUUAUUCUACUCGCGUUUGAUAUGAAGUUCUCAGACAUCCUUUAUAGUAAAGCACUUUGAGUGACACAUGCGUUACAUAACAAAAUAGAUACCGUAAAAUACCGUAUAGUAAUUCUGCAGCUAGUCCUCAAUGAUUGUUUAAAUGAAAUUGAGAGCCGUACCUUUAGAGGGUCACCUUUUUCAAAUGGAAAUCUGAAUACGACAUCGCGCAUUUCGAAUGAAAUAUCUGUUGCCUAGUCAUAGAAAAUCAACAGUCGCAGUAGAAACCCAAAAAUAACACUGGUUGAAACUGAAAGAUAACUCGUAAAUAUAAAGUUGAGUACUCGUCACCGAUUUGCACACGUUAAAAGAUCUUGAAAACAUUUCCAGAAAGAAGAUGUCGGAUAUAAAUUUGGAUUAUGAUUUUAAAGCUGAGAAUUUGAUUGCUUGUGGAAGAACGACUAAAGAAGCUAUAGAAGAAGUAAGAAACUGGAUACUAAGCCUACAGGACGAAUAUGUACCACGUACAUUACAAGAUGAAAUAAUCGUACUCUUCUUAUUAUCAUGUGACAAUGAUGUGGCUUUGAGUAAAAAAACAAUUAUAAACUUUUAUUCUUUGAAGAAAGAUGCACCUGAACUUCAUGACAACAGAGAUCCGUCACGAAAUGAUAUAAAAUUAGCUUUGGAAAUCGUACAUAUGUCGAGCAUACCAGUACGAACAAAUGACAAUUCUGUAAUUCAUUAUUUCCAUAUACACGAUACAAACUACAAAAAGUUUGAACUGAUCCCUAUACUGAAGUUGACAUAUAUGUUAAUCGAUAUUUCUCAAGAAAAAAAUCCUCCAGAUGGUCUAAUAGCAGUUCUUGAUCUAAAAGGGAUUAAUUUGAUGCAUUUUCUUAAAAUCAAAGUAUGGGUUUUGAAAAAGUAUCUACAAUUUCUCGAAGAAGGAAUGACCAUGAAAAUUAAGAGUAUCCAUAUUCUGAAUUCAGCUUAUUUUAUUGAUAAAUUAAUGGCAAUUGUUAAAAGUAUUGUAAAGAACGAAUUUCUAAAUAAGAUACACAUUCAUCAAUCAGACCUAGAACAGGAAGUAUUGUUCCAAUUAAUACCAAAGAAAUGCUUGCCAAAGGAAUACGGUGGAGAUCUCCCAUCUAAAUACGAAUUGCAUCAAAAAACAAUAGAGCAGUUUAAAAGGAAACAGUAUUUUUGGAAUGCCGAAGAGCAGUUACGAAAAUCAGCUCAUAAAGAAUAAGGGCUCUAUUCAUUUAGAAAUUCUUCAUCACAAUAUGACUGACUUAUUAGAUAGAUGAUAUGGUUUGGAGAAUAGAAUAAACUCGAGCAUUUGAUUAACAAUAAAAUUUUAUUCAAA